Messenger RNA from Saccostrea cuccullata (small rock oyster), 2112 nucleotides. RefSeq names its product syntenin-1-like. Bases 157 to 1056 code for a protein of 299 amino acids. Gene Ontology annotation, molecular function: protein binding. The record is from RefSeq and is a predicted model, not a curated record. NCBI's taxonomy places the organism in Eukaryota, Metazoa, Mollusca, Bivalvia, Ostreida, Ostreidae. Gene Ontology annotation, cellular component: cytoplasm; plasma membrane. The transcript has 8 exons.
GAUGUCAAUGGCUCGUGACAUUUGACGUCACGUUCAGGAGAAGUGAAUAAACAAAUUGCUAAAUAACUCAGUAUCAUCUGACUUUUUCAGUCAAAAGAAGACAAGACAGCAAGUUUUAACAGUAUAGAAAAUCAUUUACAUAUAGAAUAAAACAAGAUGUCGGGAUUAUAUCCUACUCUAGAAGACAUGAAAGUUGACCAAAUGGCACAGGCUCAGCACCAGUAUGAGUCUGCGGCCGCCGGUCAGAUUACCUACCCACAACAACAGGGGUCAGAGUCCCAGCCCUACCCCACACAGCAGGGGGCCUCCCUCUACCCCUCACUGGGGAGCUACAUGGGUCUGGAACUUACCCCAGCUUUUGUAGAACAAAACAUGCCAGUAGUAGCUCAGAACAUGCAGGUUGGAGUUCGCACGAACUCAUCUGGACAGAUGCAAGUAGCUCCAAUCACAGGAGCCAACAAAGGACUACAGAGAGCUGAGAUCAAACAGGGAGUCCGAGAGGUCGUCACGUGUAAAGACGCAGAUGGAAGGAUUGGGCUUAGAGUACGGCACGUCAACAAUGGUCUAUUUGUGGCAUUAGUACAGAAUAACUUCCCCGCAGCUCUGGCAGGGCUGAGGUUUGGGGACCAGAUUUUACAGAUCAAUGGUAAAGACGUAGCUGGCUGGGAUACAGAUAAAGCUCACAAGUUCCUUAAGGAUGCUCCCCCACAGAGGAUAGUGUUCGCUGUCAGAGACAGACCAUUUGAGAGAACUAUCACCAUGCAGAAGGACAGUCAGGGAUUUAUUGGUUUUGUGUUCAAGGACGGUAAAAUUAAGUCUAUUGUGAAGGAUUCCUCCGCCGCUAGGAACGGCGUCCUGACAGACCACCAGCUGAUUGAGGUCAACGGUCAGAAUGUGGUGGGAUUGAAGGAUGACAAAAUUGGUGACAUCAUUGAUGCUGGAGGCAGAACCAUCACAGUCACGAUAAUGCCCAGCUUCCUGUACGACCAUAUCUGUAAAUGUAUGGGUAACAGUCUCAUCAAGAAGCUCAUGGACCACUCUGUCCCUGAUGUGUAACUGACAGAUGUGAUAAAAUGACAUUACAGUACAACAUUAGGGGGAGCUGGUAUCUAGUGACCCAGAAAUCAUGCGCCAAAUCUUCAUAUUGUAGGACAUUACAGAUACAAUUUAUAUGUGCACUGUAUAAUCCUUCACAAGUGAAAUGUCAAUGGGGGCAUAUGGGGUUUUGUAACAUAAAAUAUUUAUAUAUACCCAUCUAAUAGGUACCUUUGCUUAGAUCUGUUGAAAUUCCAUGAUCCAAUAUUAAGGGGAAAAAAAACCUAUGUUUGCAUGUUCAAUUUUCAAUUGUUGUUACAGAUAAAAUCAGUGUUGUUUUACAAAUCUUUAUGUAUUGUCCGUGUUCAAUGUUAUAUUGAAGUUAAAGCUGUGAAAAAUAUCAACUGUUCAUCAUCUUCAUUUGUGUUAUUUUCAUAUGCUGAAUCAUGUGAAAAUUUUUAUUGUAACCACCAUGCCUAAACUGACCAAGGUCUUCUUCAUAAUGCCUGAAUUUGUCUUUUUUUCUGUGAGAUCAGAUUUUUUCAGAUUCCUAAAUUUCACAAUAUUCAUUGAUUUUUCAAAUGUUCAGAUUUUAUGCGACAUUUAUCACCCUUGGUUUGUCUAUUUAUGUUAUUUGCGAAAUCCCUUUUUUUUCCUGCAAAUUUGUAACAGUGAAAGAAACAAUAAGUCCAUCUUUAAAAGAAACAGGACUUGUUUGGUAAAUAUUGGAUUUAUUAAUGCAAUUUAAUUAAUUUUUUAACAUUUAAUUUUCAUUUCUCUUAAAAAAUUAAACUAGAGAAAAUGACAAAACAUUCCUUAUUUAUAAAUAACAUUAUGCUUGUUUUAAAUCUAUUGUAAGCCAUGAAUUUAACCAUGUCAGUGGCAUAAAAUGUUUUUAGAGUGUGAAUUGCAGUUGUGCACGUUUCAUGUAGAAAGCAAAUUUUAUUUACAAAUGAUCAUGUAGCGGAAUUUAUCAAUGCAAGAUGUCUUUUCUGUGGUAGAACUGCGAGCUGAUUAUUACUUGUGUCUUUUUUUAUUUUAAAUUUAUUGAUCAUUAAAAGUUGUUGAAGUAUUGAU